This is a messenger RNA of Eruca vesicaria subsp. sativa (arugula), 1206 nucleotides long. NCBI's taxonomy places the organism in Eukaryota, Viridiplantae, Streptophyta, Magnoliopsida, Brassicales, Brassicaceae. The record is from the annotation of a GenBank genome assembly.
AUGGAGAGAACUGAUAUCUCAGAACUUCCUGAAGAUAUACUGAAAGAAAUUAUGGUACGUGUGCCUCUUGAAUCUUUGGUUGAUCAAUGCAUCUGUGUCUGCAAGAAAUGGAGAUCAACAAUCCGUGGAGAAGAAUUCAAAAAGCUUUACUGGGCCCAAUCCAUUACAAGACCUCGCUUGCUCUUCGAUUACAUUCGGACGUUCGCCCAACACUCAGAUUAUUUGUUACAGUCUGUUUAUCAACAAGAGGAACCGUUGUUGUCGUCUGCUCUAAAAAAGAUGAUUAUCUCUUCAGCACGAGAGUAUAAAAUGUUUUGUGCACCCCAACGAGGUUUGGUCUGUCUUGGAUAUGAAACAAAGUUUGUGCUAUGCAACCCGGCCACCAACAAGUUUAAGGCUUUACCGGAAUGCAAAAGGCUUCGACCAGAAAGAGAGUCGAAAAUAAUUUGUUUCUUCGGAUACGAUGAAGUUACAAAAGUAUUCACAUUUUUAAUCUCGGAAACUGAUUAUCGUUGUACACGUAAAUUUUCGCAUAACUAUAAGCCAUUAAUGCGACAACAAGUUUUCACGGUUGAGCUAGCCGAGCUCAACGAGAAUAUCAAAGAAAAACCUUGGAGAGUGAUCAAAUGUGAGCAUAAUCAUGUCCCAGUUACUAAAUCACUAUGUCUGAAGGGAGUUUUAUACUAUGGAGCUAAGUCCCUUGUGGAGAUGGAUAAAUCUAUGAUAAUAAGCUUCGACAUGAGGUCUGAGGUGUUCACAAUUAUAGACAUGCCUAAAGGAGUAAAACUUGCGGACUUUGAUGAUAGAUUGGUGAACUAUAACGGGGAAGUUUGCUUAGUGAAAGACUCAGGGGAUGUGAAUCAUGUGAUGGAGGACGGCACUAGAGUGUAUGAGAUUUAUGUUAAAGAUGAAAAUGCAAUAAGAAAAUGGAGGGAAGAGCCGGUUGUGAUUCCUUGUUUGGGAGAUGCUGUUCGGAAUGUGAGGUUUUGUUGCGCAGGUACCAUUAAUGGAGCAACAGGGGAGCUUAUACUUGUUUUCGCAACGGAGUUGGGGGCGCCCUGGAAAGAAACAACUCCUUUUGUGUUGUAUUACGACACAGCCACACGUAAGGUGAGAUUGUUUAAGGUCGAAGGAGGAGUGGAUGAGGAUUUAUAUUCCUCUGGUCGAACCUUUGUGAAUCAUUGUGAUAGUCUUUUGCUUUCGUAA